Messenger RNA from Drosophila subpulchrella, 1993 nucleotides. RefSeq names its product proton-coupled amino acid transporter-like protein CG1139. The transcript is spliced from 8 exons. Gene Ontology annotation, biological process: amino acid transmembrane transport. Gene Ontology annotation, molecular function: amino acid transmembrane transporter activity. The record is from RefSeq and is a predicted model, not a curated record. Bases 572 to 1963 code for a protein of 463 amino acids. Gene Ontology annotation, cellular component: vacuolar membrane. Lineage: Eukaryota; Metazoa; Arthropoda; Insecta; Diptera; Drosophilidae.
UGGAGAAUACUUACUUCUCUCUGGGGGGACGGUACAUUUGCAUUUUCGAUUCGGCACUGCAAAGAAUGGAGGAGGUGGCUCGCAGCGGGCAGUCGGCCCCACACAAUGACAAAGAGAGAGUGAGAAGCGGGAAGACUUAACUAGAAACUGUAGAUUGUCCGUCCCAAGGCCGGUGAAUUUAUGGCCAGGUGCCAAUUGGGGUGGGGGCAUUUGAGAAAUGUCCGUGCUGGCCACACUAAUUAGUUUGCCCAGGACCCCGAGGCCAUUGCAUAAUUUAGGUAGCGAAUUCCUUGGCUUUGGCCAGACCAACAACGCCCACACAUCGGUGGAAAAGAGUUGGAUCUUUCCUGGAAGGUGAGGCCGCUUAGGGCCAUGCUAAUACCUCCACCCUUCCUGGAAGCCGGAAUCCGACCAAGCCACUCCAUCUCCACUGCCACAUCCACAUCCACAUCCCAGAGAUCAUAACCCGAGGGAUCGGUGAUCCACAUUUGCAUAAUUGCAGACCAAAGUCGGCGCUGACUUCCCCGCUGAAAAAUAAUAAUUCCCUUUCGAGUGAUUCAAUUUUCCUGAAAUGGAGCGAAAGCAGAGGAAGUUGGCCAGCCACCGACGCUUAGACCAGGAGCUGUCCUUCCACCAAAGACUCCUGGGCGGUGUGCAAAAGAGUUUCGGAUCCCCGUUGGCCUAUGAAGCUGAUUCGCCUUUGGCAAAGGACAAUAGAUUGUCAGACUUGGAGACCUUCAUAAAUGUCCUGAAGUGCGGUUUUGGUACUGGUUGCUUGGCCAUGCCAAGGGCUUUUCUGUAUUCGGGUUGGCUAAUUGGUCUCAUAAGCACAUUCGCCCUGAGCUCCUUUGUGCUUUACGCGAUGCAUACUCUGCUCCAGCAUAUAAAUGCGUUGGGAAAUCAAUAUCAAAUUCCAAUGCUUAGUUAUCGAAAAACAGUGGAACUGGCUAUCAGCAAUGGUCAUCCGAAGAUUCGUUUUCUGAGCAAGACCGUUGGAUACUUAGUGGAUGUUCUCAUGUGUGCUUAUCACUUUGGCGUAGACUGUGUCUACGUGGUCUUCAUAGCAAAAAGCCUGAAGUUUUUGGGCGAUAUACACUUCUGGCCCUUAGAUGAGAGGCUCUACAUGGCUUUUAUUGCCUUGCCAUUGAUCUUAACGUUUUUAAUACGCGAUCUAAAAAGUCUUGUGCCAUUUGCCUUAACAUCCAAUAUCCUCCUGUUUCUAGGCUUUUUCCUUAUAUUAAGCUUCCUGCUCCGGGGCCUUCCCAAGUUUGAACAACUUCAUGCCAUUCAGCCAAUAGGAAACUUUCCACUGUUUUUUGGCACUGUACUUUUUGCCAUCGAAUCGGUUGGAGUGAUCUUAGCCCUUGGCCGCAAUAUGCGAACGCCGGAGAAUUUUCUGGGACCCUGUGGGGUUCUUAAUCAAGCUAUGAUCGUGGUGAUUACCUUUUAUGCGAUCUUUGGUUUUUUUGGAUACUGGCGGUAUGGUCAAGAUACGGCCAGCUCAAUUCUGGGGAAUCUGCCUGAAAAGGAAUUUCUCCCCCAGUUGGUAACUGCAAUGUUUGCCGUUGCAAUUUUCUUCAGCUAUGCCCUUCAGGGUUACGUAACUGUGGAUAUUAUCUGGCGGAAUUAUUUGGAGCCAGAGUUGGAAGACGGUUCUACCACGGCGGUAGAGUUCUUGGUGCGAAUCGCCUUGGUAAUCGCCUCGGUCCUGGUGGCCAUUCAGUACCCGGACUUUGGACUGCUGCUCUCCUUUGUGGGAUCCUUUUGUUUGGCACAACUGGGUCUAAUCCUGCCGGGAGUCGUCGAUCUCUGCGUUCGCUAUGAGGAGGGCUACGGACCUGGAAGAAUCCUCUUCUUCCGAUCAAUGCUGUUCAUCAUAAUGGGUCUUGCCGGUGGAAUGACCGGCACAGUGGUUACCCUGCGCACCCUCCAUGCUCGUUAUCCAGUCAUUAGGAGAUUUUAGUUCCAAAUCUAAUCUUUUAAAUGUAAUUUC